Elgaria multicarinata webbii is the source of this 2542-nucleotide messenger RNA. RefSeq names its product solute carrier family 43 member 3 (gene SLC43A3). The transcript is spliced from 14 exons. Gene Ontology annotation, biological process: transmembrane transport. The coding region runs from base 525 to 2108 and encodes 527 amino acids. Gene Ontology annotation, molecular function: transmembrane transporter activity. Lineage: Eukaryota; Metazoa; Chordata; Lepidosauria; Squamata; Anguidae. The record is from RefSeq and is a predicted model, not a curated record.
CGCCGGCAUCAUCCCCAGACUGCUCCAAGCGGGCGUGGUCGGGGAGGUGGAUCCGAGGCGGGCAGGCAGAGGCCGAGGCCCAAUCGGAGAGGGAUGUUGAGGGGGCAGAGCGCGGGUGGGGCUGGUGACUGACACCCGGCUGGAGGCGCGACGGAGGGAAAAUAAACCUGCAGGGAGAGACAGCGGGCGAGGACAAGUGUGCGCUGCCGCCGGGGGUGGCAUGUCAGUCCCCUUCCUCCUCUUCCAGAGAAACCUCCUCUGCUCUUUCCCUCCCCUUGGACUGGUCUCGUUCUCCUCGCGCCGAGGACGACCCCACCGACGCCCCCCGAACUGGACUGCAUGAAAGCGGGCCCGUAAGGAGUAGCAGAUCUUGAAAAAUGAAUGUUAUUCUGGAUCCAUUCUUAAAGACAUGAAAGUUUCAGCACCGGAGUUCUCCCUCUCGAGUGAAAGGCUGUGCUGUCCCACUUCUCCACUGAUCAGAAAAGGAAUUGCCUCAGGAUCAGCAGGGAAGUGCCCCAGAGGCCAUGGAGAAACAGAGCUCAGGGAUAGCCAAGCGUUUGGCCACGCUCAUCUCAGGUCUGGUGGAGUGCAUGUGCUUUGCGGGUGUCAUUUUUGGAUGGGCAUCCCUGGUCUUUGUCCUCAAGGAUCUGAACUACUUUAAAGACCUGUGUGUGCCAGCUGCCAAUCAAACAGCCAAUCAAACAGACUGCAGUGCCCAGGAUGAGCAAUUCUCCCUCAUCUUCACCAUUGGCUCCUUCAUGAACAACUUUAUGACCUUCCCCACGGGCUACAUCUUUGACCGCUUUGGCACCACAGCAGCCCGUCUGCUUGCCAUAUCUUCCUACACCUCCGGUACCCUCCUCAUUGCAUUUUCCUCAGCAGCCACUGCACUGAUGCUAUUCCCAGCACUAUCAUUUCUCUCCAUUGGUGGAAUCCUCCUCAUCCUCACCAACAUGCAGGUUGGGAACCUGUUUGGAAAACAUCGCUCAACCAUCAUUACCCUCUACAAUGGGGCCUUUGACUCUUCCUCUGCUGUAUUUCUUAUCAUCAAGCUGCUGUUCGAAAAAGGCCACUCGCUGAGAAGCAUGUUCCUGUUCAUGUCUGCCUGCAGCGCCUGGCACUUGGUCCGCACGUUCUUUCUGAUGCCCCGACGCCAUAUCCCUUACCCACUGCCCCCCGAUUACACAUAUGGAUUGAGCUGUAAGAGAAGGUCCCAGUCAUAUCGCACCUAUGAGGAACAACGUUCCAACAAGAACCCAGGUGUGGAUGAAGCCCAGGACUCAGAUAAUCUCCAUGCUGACUCAGCACUCAAAGAAGGAAAUGCUGCCCACAAAGCUGAUACUGUGACUGCACCAAGCUUCAAAGAGCCAGCUGUCAAAUCCUUCCGGAACUGUGUCUUCUCCCAAUUGUUUUUCUGGCAUCUGAUGUGGCUGUCAGUGAUGCAGCUGCGCCAUUACCUCUUCAUCGGCACCCUCAACCCCAUGCUGACACAAUUGGCUGGUGGAAACACCUCGCUUGUGAGUGUCUACACCAAUGCUUUUGCCCUCACCCAGCUGUGUGGAGUCCUCUGCGCCCCCUGGAAUGGUCUUAUUCUUGACCGUCAUAAACAUCGACAGAAAAAGGGCGAGAGUUCCCAAGGGGUAUCGGAUUCUCUUGCGGACCUGCGUUCCUGUGUGUUAUCGCUGGCCAUCACGGUGUUGCAGUGCAUGGCCUUCUCAAUCUGUGCCUCCAUUCCAGUGCUCCCUGUGCAGUACGCCACCUUUAUCCUGCAGGUUCUGAGCCGUUCCUUCCUCUAUGGAGGCAACGCUGCCUUCUUAGCUAUUGCAUUUCCGCUGGAACAUUUUGGGAAGCUCUAUGGUCUGGUGAUGGGACUCUCAGCGGUGGUGUCUCUCCUACAGUAUCCCUGCGUCGCACUGGUCAAGGGCCCACUCAACGGGGAUCCCUUUUAUGUGAACAUUGGCUUCAUAGUCUUAAUGCUGCUGGCUUUGGUCAACCCUUGGACGGUGUGGCGGGAAUGCAAGCGGCAAGAGAAGGAACAAAUUGCAGUGCACGGCACAGACCCCACAACCUUGACUGCGGGGAAGUCAGGCCUGGAGUCCUCCAUCUGAGCCCUUCCUUGUAUAGACUUUGGGAACCUCUGCUAACAAAAGGGAACCUUAAGAAGACCUGUAAAGGGAAAUGAAGAGCAAGCUGCGAAGAUAAAGCCUUGACUCCCUGGGCCUCGCUUCCAGGAAGCCACAACCCAACACGAUCAGCCAUGCUUCAGCCCACUGAAACAAAUGUGCUUAACCAUCUCUGUCUCUGUCUUGGAUUAUCACCCUUGUGUUUCAAAAAGACAUUAUUGGUUGCUUCCUUUUAUACAGCAUUAUUUUUCUAGGAAUUAAAUCCAUAUUGUUUUCUCCUAAUAUGUGGAGUUAGAAGUCCUUUUACUGACUCUAAUUUUGUUCUUUUACAGAGCUAUAUUUUUGUGGGUCAUACAAAAUUGCCAGUAUUAGAACUAAUUUAAACAUUUCCAAUAAUAAAGUGUAAUGUGUCUUUUUAA